Messenger RNA from Trichoplusia ni (cabbage looper), 894 nucleotides. RefSeq names its product 28S ribosomal protein S2, mitochondrial (gene mRpS2). NCBI's taxonomy places the organism in Eukaryota, Metazoa, Arthropoda, Insecta, Lepidoptera, Noctuidae. The transcript is spliced from 3 exons. The record is from RefSeq and is a predicted model, not a curated record. Bases 92 to 838 code for a protein of 248 amino acids. Gene Ontology annotation, molecular function: structural constituent of ribosome. Gene Ontology annotation, cellular component: mitochondrial small ribosomal subunit; ribosome. Gene Ontology annotation, biological process: translation.
UUAGUUCAAUUUUCUGAACAUUGUUAUUUACUAGGUUAGUUAAAGUUUAGUGGAAUCGUAACAUAAGAUUUUCUAAAAAAGAAACAUUGAUAUGUUUUCCAGCUGUAUCAGACAUCGAGCCCUAAGGCGCCCCUUACAAUUGUUAAGAUGUAAUUCUACCGCUACAGAACCUGCGACGGCACCUUCCUCCGAAGAGCAAGUAGCCAAGAAAAAUCCAUUGGAUCACCCGGACUACUUUCAGGUUCACAAUUUAUUCACAGUAAAAGAUUUGUUUGAUGCUAGGGUUCACUAUGGCCAUAAAGAGGGUUCACUAAAUGAUUAUAUGAGGCCAUAUGUUUAUGGAUCUAGACUUGGUCAUUUAAUAUUUGAUUUGGAUAUCACAGCUGAACAUUUGAGAAAAGCACUAAACUUUACAGCUCAUAUUGCCUACAGAGGAGGCAUUAUUUGUUUUUUCAACAGAAAUGCUUUAAACUCCCACUUGGUUGAAAGGACUGCCCAGGAAUGUGGAGAGUAUGCUCACACAAGAUUCUGGAGGGGUGGUAUUUUUACUAAUGCCAACCACCAAUUUGGUGCAGUCACAAGGUUGCCUGACCUGUGUAUAUUUUUGAAUACUCAGAAUAAUAUUUUGAAUCAGCAUACAGCUGUGAGGGACAGUGCUAAAAUGUUGAUACCCACAAUUGGUGUGGUAGACACCAACUGCAAUCCUAAUUUAAUUACCUACCCAGUACCAGGCAAUGAUGACACUCCAGCUGCUAUAGAACUUUACUGCAAGUUAUUUAAAUCUGCAAUUCUUAGAGGUAAAGAGGAACGAAUGAAAUUUUUACAAGAAAAUAAUUAGAAUGUUUGUACAGUAUGUAGGUCAAAGUAUAAUUAAAAUAGUCAUUUGAAAUAAAA